Messenger RNA from Phoenix dactylifera (date palm), 603 nucleotides. Lineage: Eukaryota; Viridiplantae; Streptophyta; Magnoliopsida; Arecales; Arecaceae. The record is from RefSeq and is a predicted model, not a curated record.
GAGGGUGAGAAAGAAGGUGGACCUAUCUCCACGAAAUAUGUUUCCUCCUUAUGCCGGCACGUGAAGUUUGGAGCACGUGAGCGAAAGGCAACAGAGAAAGCAAAGGCCAUAGCACACUUUUCAAAUACUUAUAGAAGGGCAAAAAAGAAACAAAAAAUAGCCUCUCUAGGUGAAGGUAGUAGGGCACUAGCAAUUAAAAAGGAGGAUUUGCCCACUCGGUCGAGUAAAUUAUUGGAGCCUAUCACUACUGCACUUAUGGAGCUCCGCAAGUCAAUUCCACUUGACAAAGAAACAUCACCCCCUAUAGAGCUUUUAGAAGAAACCACUAAAUUCAUUGAUGUUGAAAGAGUGGAGACGCCAAAGAGUAAACUGAAAAUGGCAAGGAAACAUACAUAUUACGGAAAGGGGGAAGGUGUGCUCCCUAUGUACCAUGAAGAAGCUAUUGAUUUCUUCCUUCAAGAAAAUCACAUGGAGCACACCAUUUGGGAGGAUGCAGAUACUUUGAAACCAUCAUGCAACGGUGAUGCUAUAGAGCAGCUCCUACAUGAUGGGCCACUACGCAGUGAUGUCGUCAACAUUUACUUUCGUGUCAUGGAGCUUUGA